UCAUAUUUUUUAUUUUGUAAUUAUUUUAUAUAUUCUUUUUCCUACAAGAUUUUCUUACUUCUUUUUAAUUUGCAUAUUAUGCAAUUCCGCAUCAUAUUAUUUGAUUGUACAGCUAUUAUUUUACGCAGUACGAUAAUAAUUACUCCGAAAUCGAUAUUCUUUCACUACCCGUAUGCAUAUCGUAUAUAAACAUGCAUGUUUUAUAUACAUGCAAAAAUGGAACAUGUUGUUUUUAAAACCAUCGUGACAAAAUAAUCUCUUGUGUGUAUACUUAUCGGAAUACAACAAAGUGUUCUAUCAAACGGUCAGAUUUUCCGCUACAAAAUAUAAUAAUCACGUGACGAAAAAUCGACCAUGUGCUUGAGGUCUUACUCGUUAUAAGUGUCUUUUGCAGUCCACUUAUUUUCACUUAUAAGAUAUCAUAAGUUACGUAGAUAUUGUAUAUAAAAACGGAAAGGUGUACGUAUAUUGUAUUCAUAUUUUGUAUGUAUAAUAUGAAUAUUAAAAAUGAAUAUUUUUUAAAAAGUAGGCUUGUAAACGAAAGCCCGCGAUACAACGACGCCCUACUUCAGUUCAUGCCAUUAAAUUUACGAUUGAGCACUUGUAUAAUAUUGAACUUUAUACUUAUCAUGUAAUUUAUGCAUGGAUAUUAUUUAUGACAUUGAUUUGAUAUACUUUUACGAUUAUAGAUUUUUAUAUAAUACGUAUAUAUAAAUUAUCUAAAUAAUUAUAUGAUUAUAUAAAGUUUAAACAAUGUAGGUCUUAUUCAUUUAGAUAGUUUAAUACUUUAGUUUAUAAUAUUCACAUAAAUUUAAUCUUAAAUUCCAGUUAUAAUAUAUAUUUUAAUAUAAUAAUAGUAGAAUUAUAAUUGCAAUCUAUAAUUUUAAAUUUAAAUUAAUUUUGUUUUAAUUAUUUAAUAAUUAACUACUGUAUCUUGAUCUUUCAAAUCAAGAAACUUUUUAUGCAAACAAAUAUCUUUGAUUGAAGGUAAAAUUGUGUUUUAUUAUCUUUCAUUUUCGAGACUCUUAAUGUUAAAUUAAACAAGUGAUUAAUAAUUAUAAAUAACUUUAUUAAAUUCAAGUGUGUAAAAUAUUUAAAGUUUAUGUAUGUUAAGUUCAUAUUAACGGCGCCGAACGCACGACCAAGACAAGGCAAACAGAGACUCAUGAUUUUAUUGGAUUGAGACACGGGGGACCACAAUUCAAACGUAUGAAUUAAAAGAUGGCUUUCAGAGCUCAUGGCAGCGGACGGUACUCGAGACGUAUCGUGUUCCAAGCCUCGCACACAUCUCAAUCUAGUUCAGCAUACAAUUGCCACAUGGAGACUGCGACGGACUUGUUAGUCGAUAAGGAUAAUUAGUGUCCCAUUAUCAAGCACAUGCUUUUCUUGACUUUUAUUUGGCCGUGGCAAUUCCAAGUCUAUGCAAAUUAAUGCAUCCUUCAUGUUCUUGCAUAGACCGGGAAUAAUGAGCCUUAUGAAAGUGGAUUACAAAUUUAUCGCCAUUAAAAAAACAAUAUACAUACACUUCCUGAUAUAUUUUACAUCUAUUAAAUAUAUUCGGCGCCUCAUAAUUCAAGAUCUGCAUUGCAUCGUCACCUGAUUUAUAAUCCUAAAUAUGACCGUCUAAUUCAAAACUUAGGCAGUUGCAUUUAGAGUUAAAAGAGGAUGCUAAUACGGAUCUAUAAAUCCUCUUCCAGGAAUAUGGAACUGUCUAUUGAUAACAAAUGCAUAAAAUUAUGUCAUGAUUGACGUUAUAUUAAUUAUUCUGUACUAUAAUGAGAGCUCUGUGCUACAUUCUAUUACCUUUGUAUUAUUUUAUUUUAUUUUAUUUUUUUUUUACAUUAAAUUAUACUAAAAUUGAAUUUUACUCAAUAUUUUUUAUAAUCAAAAAUUCAAAAUGCAAUGUAUUUUGUUGUCAGUAGACAUUUUCUGAAUUGUUACGGGUAUAUAAUUAUUGUUACUUAACCAAUUAUAGAUAUAUAUACAUUUGUAUGUGCAUUUUACGCAUUGCGAUACUGUUUAUCACAGAUUGCACAAGAUAUUUUGUACCCUGUAUUAGACGCACACUCUAAUGUCUCUAAAUCUCACUGUAACGGAUUAUAUAGCGUAUACACACUUUAUGUAGACUUUAAGUACACUUUGAACAUAGAUUACUAUCAAUUUGAAUGUAACGAAUCUCCGCACUCGAUAUCGCGACCAAAAGUUCUUAAUGAUGCUCAAUUGAGUCAUGAAUAGCUGAUUAAUGCGUUUGAUUUUACUCGACAAUCAAUAUAUUACGCGAUACAUGUAUAUAUUAUUUCGGUACGUCUUUUCUUGUUCUAUAAUUACGAAAUCCUUCCGUUGUCAGUUUUCGAAAAAUCCACAACUCUAGAUAUAUCUGUAGAGAUUUAAGAGGCUACAAUAUGUUCAUCUAACACUUUCUUAAAUGUUACACGCUUUGAUUAUCUCUCUAUAUCUCUUUCUAAUGUUAAAUUCGAAAUUUUACAAAAACUAAACGACAAGUUGUGACUUACAAUUCAUAAUCGUGUAAUUCAUGUAAUCGUAAUAAUUCAAAUAUCGUGCAAUUCACAUUAGAACAUCGGUCCUUUUUUAUUAUAUAUUGAUAAUAUAAUUAAUUUAUAUUAAGGAAAUAUGUUAUAUUAAGGAAAUAAACUGUUAACUUCAAUAUUUCAAUAGGGAUUGCACGAUGUCACGAUUACACGCACAACAUUUCUGUAUUAAUACACGAUAUGAAAACAAAAGCAAUUCCGCACACUUAAAAAGAUUAUAUUGUCUUACUAUUUACUAUAUCUACGAUAACUUUCCACCGAGUUUUCACUUCUAGUUACUUGCGAUCGAUUGAGAAAUCCGUCGUGAAAAAAGUUGAAAUUCUUCUUGUGCACAUUUGUAAUAACUAAGUACUGUAAUUGCUCGUCUGUGUAAUAAAUCCUUUUUAUCUUUCCAUUAAUGUCAUUUGCCUCGUAAAACUCAACUUGACUAUUAAAUCUUUCGUAAUUUAUUCCCGAGUGCUACUGUUCUUUCCCUCGUGCAUCAGCCCCUUUCAUUAAGCUAACGUAGAGUCUCGUAAAAAUUUUAACAGCCCACUUUAACACACCCUGCUACUAUUCCCUCCUCUCUUCCUUUUCCACGUUAAUUGAAAUAUCUUCGAUAAUCUCCCUUAAUCUUUUAUUAUCAGAUCGAUGCAUAAUAACUGAACGAACUUAUAAGCAAACGCAUUCCUUAGUCGUGCUUCAAAUAAUCGAUUAAUAUUUUACAUUUUAAUGCUCGCCAAACCACAAAGAAUUCUAUUGUCCACAAGUUGAUGAGUAAGACAAUUUUAUUUUGAAAAGACUUCGUAGAAAAAACACGGACUUUUCCUCUUGCUUCAUACUUAUCUGAAUAUUUAAAUAAAGAUUAAAAAACAAAAAAUUAACUUUUUCUUACGCCAUGAUCUUGCAUUAAGAAAUUUAAAUCAUUUGGACAUAAUUAUAUCAUGACCACCAAUAAUAAAUAAAAGCGUAAAUGCCCAUGCGAUGAGCGUAAAUUGCCUAUCAUGCCCAUCGGUUCUUAUUGUAAAUUUAUAUACUAAAUAUAUAUAUACAUAUAAAAAAAUUAUAUGUGUAUAUUUUAUUAUCUAUAAAUGUGUCAUUUUAUUAAAUAAAUCAUGCAUUCUGAUGAUAUCAGAAGCAAAAAAAACAAAACUGUCUUUCCAAAUUUCAUUUCCUUUCCAUAUAGUGCGUUUGAUAUGUCGUGAAAAAACAUGACAAACCACUUUAUCCACUAAGUUAGUUAUUUUUUAUUAUUUGCGUUUGAUGCAAACAGAUUAACUCGAGAUGGAAUUCGUUAAUUUUCGCUUUAUAAAAAUUUUGAUAUAAUCAAAACAAUGACGUGAUUGUGUGGUAAUACCUUGACCUGCCAUAAAAAUCGGGGACCAAUAUCAUAAAUCGUUUGGACGAGCCAAGUCGAUUUGGCCGCGAAGCAACCAUGCGUGCCACGACUAUCAAUUCCAUUGGGCAACUGUAUGCCGAUGGUUCGCAGAGGCGCAGACGAAAGACAAUGGAUAUAAACCACGAAAGCCAAUCAAUGGUGAUGCAUGCUUACGCUCUUGCAUUGCAAGUAUAAAUAGGUUUUGAAAUCGAAGGGGGCCUUCAGUUGAUCGUCCGGAUCGCCCAAGGAAAUUAUAAAUCGUCAUAUUGAGAAAAUAUCUUUUCAAGUAUGAAGUUCUUGGGAUAUUGUCUUCUUUGCAGUCUCUCCAGGUCAAGAAUGACUUAGUCACAGUUUUCCGAAAGGUCUUCUGAGGUUUAACUAAAACUUUCAAAAAACUUUUUUACGAAGAUCGAUUUUAAUAAAAUAUUGAACCUUUCUUGAACAUACAAGUCACAUCUAAUAUACAAUUUAUACUUGGCGUGAAAGCUACGUAGAGAUUCUUGGCGACUUUCUGUUGACGGAAUAUUUUAUCAAGUAAGCUUCCUAAUCGCACCUGAAGGAACUUCGUAUACGCGCAAAACUUUGAGCACAAUUAUUUCCGUCUCAUAAUGACAGAUACUUUACAGUAAAUAAUAUCUAUUCUUAAUCAGAGCGUAAAAAUCGCCAGUUGCAACCGCGAUUGCCAACGUGACUUAUAAUUUUGGUGAAAAUGAAACUACCGCGUAGGUUCAGCAACUGAACAUGUUGCAACACACGAUUAUGUGUUGUAUCACCUGUCCGCGGCACAUUACAACAUCACAUCCGAUAAAACUCGUGUUCUGAAGAAGAUUCAUCCGAUUUGUUGAAUAUAUAUCUGAUUCUAAUUAUGCUCUUCGCCACGAGAGUGCAACCAAAGCCACAAAUAACGAAGCUAUUCCCAGUGGAAGGGCUGACGGCAUAUCACAAACAAUUCAACAGCACCACGGAAUCGCUAGAUAAAUUUUGGGAAAAACUACGCACAACAUACAACUUUGUUUUCCAUCAACCUAACAACAAAAGCAACAUAGAAAAAAUCUUGGCGAAAAACGCAUCAGAUCCUAAUUUGCAAACUCUAAGGCUGAUCUGGUCUGAUACAUUAAAAGUAAAUAACUAUACAAAUCUCAAAUAUCCCAAUAAUAGCUUUCUGGAUCAGGUAAAGUCAUUGUCGGCACUAAAAAAUCACGACAACAAGGCGAAUUCGAGCAAUCUUAAGAAGGAUUCGUCCAUCAAAAUAAAAGCAAUGAGCAAAGCAAACGAAAACAACGUAAGCUCUACAAACCUUAACGAAAGAAGUUCCAACAAAACCAGGACAUUGCCUGAUGACGAUUGGUUCAAUGAUAUUCAGCCUUUGGAGCAACUGGAGCUGCAAGACGAAGAACUAGAUAAAAAAAAUGAAGUAGAAAUAAUAACGCCAAAAACGGCCCUUCCGAAAACGAUGGCCCGUCACUUGCUCGAAUGGCUUGGAUCCCUUUUCGGCUUUACUUACAGCAUUUACACGAAAUUAUCGGGUCCUGAUAGUGGCAACGGAAAGAUGACAAACUAAUAAUAGAAGGAGAAAUAAAAACGAUGGAAUAAAAUAUUAUUACAACAAAAAUUAUGUUAUACUAAUAUAUUUAUAAUCUACAUUUAUAAGUUUAAAUAUACGUAACACAGAUAUGUCUGCAAUUGUAAUUUAUCCGAUAUAAAAUUCGCGUUCAAAUAUAAAGUAAAAACGUAAUAUUUAAUGUCAAAUACACGCCAACACAGUACAAGUAAAUAUCGAAUAAAAAUUUAAUAUCAGUACGUUUAAUAUCGAAUAUAAUAAUAGAGGAAAAAGAGAAAUAGGAGACCAGAGGAAGAAAAGAUAGCAUACAGAUAUAGAAUAAUUUUAUAUCUUUGCACUGUUGUCAUGUUCCAUUAUAAAAAUAAAACAAAUAAAUUUUACAUUACACGAGAUCAAAUUAUAUAUAUAUGAUGCUUAACGCUUCAACUCCCAAAUUGUAUGAGUAACUCAACAGAUUCUUAUAUUGUAUCAUUAUGUAAUAUUAUACCAUCCCAUUGGAUUCCGAGUUCAUUCUGGAAGCGAUGCAAAGUUCGACGAAUUAAUAUUUCCGCGGUAGUGUCACAGACGAUCCUUUCAUUGUAUAACACUGCGUAAAAUUAUAUAACGCUACUUUCUGCAGCGCUCAACCGCAAACUGCAUACACUUGAUUUGUAAAAAAUGUAUAUGUAUAAAGAAAUAAUAUACGAUCUUGUACAUUA
Messenger RNA from Monomorium pharaonis (pharaoh ant), 6165 nucleotides. RefSeq lists its product as uncharacterized. The record is from RefSeq and is a predicted model, not a curated record. The transcript has 3 exons. Bases 4772 to 5467 code for a protein of 231 amino acids. Lineage: Eukaryota; Metazoa; Arthropoda; Insecta; Hymenoptera; Formicidae.